AUGCUCAUGUUACAUUUCUUCUGUGUGGUAGCUAUUGCCGCUUUCCAUGUCGGCUCAUCGACCACGAAUGGAGCCCCUAAAAUCAACCUGUUAGACGUGCCAGUCACCGUCUUACAAGAACUACUAAAGUUGACAGACGAAAGUGUCAUCGACGGUCGACUAGACGACUACAGCAGAGAGAUAUACAGACCAAAUGGUGGCGAAGUGGCUUACUACGAGUUCACUUUCAACAAUCAGUACAUCAUCGUAGCCAACUCGCAACCCACUCACGUGGACAAAAUCUUCGUCAGUCAGGGUCCUCUGCCCAGUCCCACUCAGACCGUCGACGGAGUUCUCGCGAGAGAGAAGAGCUCCGCAUGUCUCCGCUACAUUCUUGUUGCACCAGACGGUCCACUCGCAUGUGAGAGCAAAGUUGGUAGAGACGGCACAGGAACAGUGACCGCAGGAUCAGAAGACUGGAUACACGCACUCUCGCAGUCAGACGACCGACUGCAAUUUCAAAACGCGAACGGAAGUAUUGAUUGGAACCGAGCGUUUCGAUGGUAUGAAGUCCAACUGAAAGAAGCUUGGCGUAGUUCAGAAAACGAGGCUCGUCGCAGCCGCGACGUGAUACGCUACUUGCAAACCGGCUCCAACUUCGAAAAUGACACGUAUACAGAAGAAGUGCUCUCUCCAGGGCAAACGAUAAAAAUCCUGAAAUCCCCAUUCCUAAAGGCAAUCCAUCUUCACGUCGAUCAGCACGGUACAUUACAAUAUUCUCGUCUAAAUUCAGAGUCGUCUGACAAUCACAGACGAGUGUGCGAAAUCCUCAGUAAUGUGAUCUGUAAACCGAGCAGUUCUGAAGUAUUUGCUGAUGACGAACGAGAAUCUCUCAACGGUCUCGCGUAUGUAGCCAUCACUGUCACUACCAACACAACCCAUCUGCAUCAGCUUUUCAAAGAAAACAGAAUCAGUCUGAAAUUCAAUGUAACGUACAGUCGAGGCGGUCCGUCACUGACACUGCGGUACGGAACCGACCGGUUCCGAGGCAGAGCAAAGAGAACGUCGAGCUCAAGUGGCGACCAUUCGAGCAUUCCAUACGAAACCGAAUUUCCCGACUACCACCAAUUCAAGUACGGAAAGUGUUACGUUGGUUGCGGUCCGGUUGCGUGGGCCAUGAUUCUCGGUUAUAUGAACAGAAUUAGCAACCUCUCAGCCGACUCGUACAGACCUCUCUACCCCUACGGAGCUGCACCCGCAAAGUUUAGCGAGUCGGAUUCGAAUCUGAAACGUUGGAUCGAAAGUCUCCACGACGCACUGGGCACCAUCUGCCUCUUCGGUCAAGGCGCUACCCUGGCAUCCAAAAUGCACAACAUUGCAACCUACUACAAAGAUAUACAACCGGGCGGAUUAUUUGAAGAAGAGAGAAGCUGGUGGAACAGCAAUUUUCUCGUUGCGUCUUACGCAGAUCGGUUCCGCGACGCAGCUAUCGGGUACAUACUACAGGGGAGUCCUGCCGUCUUAGGGUGGAAGUCGAGUGGAAUAUUUUCCCAACACUACCCUGUGGCUACCAAAUUCCGCAAGCGUGCGAGACAUGUUCGCACGUGCUCCAAGUCUUCAGCGAGCUGCUCUACCGAUACGGAGUAUGAGAUCGAUUUCUACUUGCACAUGGGGUGGGGAGGCGCUGGUAACGGUUGGAAAAAGGCUCAAGCCUACUAUGCAGCAACCCUAACUAAGUGAAAUAACAAUAACUCAUUGUGUAGCAAUGGCAAUGAAACUAAAGUUUUCGUGAACUUAAAUCGAAUAAAAUAAGAGCAGCGCUUGAGUUAUUGCGUUGAUUUCGACUUGGUCGCGUCAGUGUAGCAUUUUCAAGUAACGUGAGCUGAAAGUCACACGGAAAUCAGACAAGACAAUCGUUAGUAAGGGAAUCGAUCAAGAUAUACACACACACAAGUGAUCAUUUACAGAGUAAUUGUAAUACCGAACAUCACCCUUCCCACGCAGUCUGUCUCACUACAGAUAUGCCUCACUUCAUUCGAUACCAAUAUCUCUUGGGAGCCAUUUAGCCAAUUGACGCAUUGAAUUGGGCAAGUGCACUUUUUUGGAAAGCUUCUAUAUAAUUAUAAAUUUCCACUCAACAACAAUUGUGACCAAACUACUAUACUCACGCAGUGUGUGUGUGUGUGUGUGUGUGUGUGUGUGUGUGUGUGUGUGCGUGUGUGUGUGUGCACGUGGUGUGUGUGUGUGUGUGUGUGUGCGUGCGUGCGUG
This is a messenger RNA of Corticium candelabrum, 2248 nucleotides long. RefSeq lists its product as uncharacterized. The record is from RefSeq and is a predicted model, not a curated record. The coding region runs from base 1 to 1719 and encodes 572 amino acids. Lineage: Eukaryota; Metazoa; Porifera; Homoscleromorpha; Homosclerophorida; Plakinidae. The transcript has 2 exons.